AUGGCCCCUCGCCCAACCCCACCCCAAAUCCACGCCCUCUCCAUCCCCGAAAUCUUCGAACUAAUCCUCCUGAACCUGGACACCCGCACCCUCCUCACAAAAGCAACCCGAAUCUGCCACACCUGGUCCCACUUCAUCAAUUCCUCCCCAGCCCUCCAAUGGGCCCUAUUCUUCCGCCCCCUCGACAAUGCACUGAACAAAUCAAAGAUCCAAAACCCCCUACUAGCAGCGACCUUCCCAUCAAUCUUCCACCAGUAUGGAAACACUAAAACUAACGACACCGACAUAAAUGGAAACCCCACUCCCAGGGUCACAUUCACCACCUUCGACAUGGUCAAGAACCCGCACAAAUGGGACGCAUACAUCAGACCAGAAGCCAGCUGGCGUCGUAUGCUGGUCCAGCAGCCACCCGUGUAUACGUUAUCACUGCUAAGGAGUAAUGUCGGACAUGGCGGACAGUAUUUGUAUAUUUAUGAGGCGUUGGAUGACCUAAAAGAGCCAGGUGGUGGCCUGCGAAUGGAUAUUGUCUUUGAAGCACUGGUUUUCGCUGAGAGGUGGGAUCAAGAUCAAUACUCUGCGACGCAGAUGGUCUGGGGUCGGGAAUACCUCCCUAAACGGGUUCGUGGGGACAUGGAGCUUUUUGGUGUCCAGAAUCUGGAGCUAGUGUUUUAUACUAGUUUAGGAGAGGCACCUAGGGGGAGAAAUUAUUAUUCGGCGAGUUUGGAGGAAUAUGAUGUUGCGGAAUGUGAGGUUGUGAAGAAUGUUAGAGCGGCGUAUACUUCAUUGGGCAUGGAGCCGAAGUACUCUGAUAAGGCUUUUUUGAGGGGUCGGAAGUCUUGGGGGUCACUCUGGGAUUAG
Penicillium vulpinum is the source of this 858-nucleotide messenger RNA. RefSeq lists its product as uncharacterized. Bases 1 to 858 code for a protein of 285 amino acids. The transcript has 2 exons. Lineage: Eukaryota; Fungi; Ascomycota; Eurotiomycetes; Eurotiales; Aspergillaceae. The record is from RefSeq and is a predicted model, not a curated record. Gene Ontology annotation, molecular function: protein binding.